This is a messenger RNA of Linum tenue, 1458 nucleotides long. NCBI's taxonomy places the organism in Eukaryota, Viridiplantae, Streptophyta, Magnoliopsida, Malpighiales, Linaceae. The record is from the annotation of a GenBank genome assembly.
CGCGCUAACAGUUGUGGCGCAAGGUAGCAGAAGAACCCUACGAAUCGAUUUCAUUUUGGAUAACGGUUUUGAUCUCUCACUCGGCAGUUACCUUCGAAAUCCAAAAGCUUUGUGCGAGGAAAAGAGCAGUUGUUUGGGGAUUCGGCGGGUGAUUAAGUGGUGCAGGAGAGUGCAGAUGAGUCGAUUGCAAUCACCUUCCGCCCUGAAACGAAAGCGCCCGGACUCAAACUCUCAGGGUAUGACCGAUCAAGAGAGUGUCGUCUACAAGCUGAUCCACGAAAAAGAGAAUAUGGGAAUAUGGGUGCGAGACAUCAAGCGAUCCUCGAAUCUCCAAGACACCAUUGUCAACAAAUCCAUCAAAACCCUCCUGGACAAGGGCAUGAUCAAGGAAGUGAUCAACGUCCAGAACAAGACGAGGAAGACCUACCUGGCAGCAGAGUUCGAACCUUCCCCGGAACUAACGGGUGGGGCAUGGUACGACGAUGGGAACCUCGAUGUGGAUUUCAUCAAUGCUGUAAAAAAAUUAUGCUCGCAGAAGAUAAAACAGCUAAAGGUGGCUACAGUGGAGAGUGUGAUGGACUCAGUCAAGGCUAGCGGGGCGUUCAAAGCCGAUUUGAAGAAAAAUCACUUUGAAGAGAUCUUUGGUGCUCUGGUUCUGGACAACGAGGUGAUGGAAGUGGAGAGCAACGGGAUGGGGGAGUUCGCGGGUAUAAAGGUGGGGAAAGUUUGCUACAAAGCUAUUGGUAAGCGAAGAGUUGGAGCUGCUGCUGCUGCUGCUGCUGCAGCAGAGCCUAGGAUUGGGGCGAUGGCGUCCAUACCUUGUGGGGUAUGUCCAAGGAUAAGUAGCUGUACUCCUGAUGGGGUCAUCUCUCCUGGUACUUGUGUCUACUACCAGAAGUGGCUCGACUUUUGAAGAUCAACAAGCUGUGGUUUAUAGUGGAAAUGGUAAAUAGGACUCCUCUGCCUUUAUGAUUUGGAGCUUCAAUGGCUAGCUCACGGUGUAAGUCUCGAAUCGGAAACCAUUGUCCUGGAGAUAGAAGCACCCUGUUCUCUGUGCAGGGAUCAGAAGUACCGCUGCUACUUUGAAGACCUUUUGUUUUUCUUUUCUGUGGGUUUGUUUCUUUCAUCAUUAGUUACAUAGGAGUUGAUUGUUGUCCCUUCAUCAACUGCUCUGGACUUGGAUAAAUGCUUUCUGAUUAUAGAUCUCAGGUUUAGGAGCUCUUAUUGGCAAAUCUGCAACUGUCCAGAGUUCUGUUUCCUGCUGCAAUUUGACUUGGGUGCUCAAGUGGAAAGGUUAGUUAGAAAUCCACCGUCUUCAUAAGCAGCACUUUCAUUUUGAUCAAUUGCGUCAUUCAGCCAAAUGGCAUUGCCUAGUCACUUGAGAUUUGCAAUAGAAAGAAUCUCUAUUCAGUCUUCAUUAGAGAUUCAACUUAGAAUCAUUAAGGGAAAAGUAUAGUG